Molecule: messenger RNA, 1143 nt
Organism: Serendipita indica DSM 11827
Lineage: Eukaryota; Fungi; Basidiomycota; Agaricomycetes; Sebacinales; Serendipitaceae
Source: the annotation of a GenBank genome assembly
AUGAAGGGGCUUCUCCAUCUCCUUGUUGCGAGCUUGGCUCGACGAGAAUCACCUCAGGAGCACAGUCAUCACCGGUACAUUGUCAAAGUCAAACAGAUGCUCGAUUUAAAUAACACCAUUGGCGUCGCCGAUCCCGUGUUCGGGCUGUUGACCAACGACGUGGCCUCGACCGGCAUGGGUCAGAUCACAGAUCCUAACUGUCUACAGCUCGCCAUUGCCGACUCAGCCUUUAGCAACAGUAAACGGAACAAUGAUCUCGAGGGACUUGUUGCGUCUUUGAUUUACAGGGCACUCGAACGGAAUACAGCCGCCGUCGGGCUCGCAUCGGAGCCAUGCAAAAGCUAUGUCCCUGUCAACAAGGAACUUGAAACCUUUAAGCAACACCAGGAUCCGGCAGCACCUGGGGCACAAGCGAACAACAAGGCGACUGUCCUCGAGCUUGCCCGGCAGAUCAUGCUCCUCGGUGGUGAACCUACAGAUGCACUAUACUCUGGCACAUUCACCGCCGCGGAUCUUAAUGGUCCUGCUGCUGGGAACUCAUGUAACAGCAACGACUGUAUCUUUGAAAACAAUCUGCUCAUCAGAGACGCAAGCAUGGCGGAGAUUUAUGACUAUGUGGGCAAUUGUAUGGAAACUGUGACUUCGACCGUUGGAAUCAAUGGAAGUACACCCCCAACAGGCAUAAACACUGUACAAACCGUCACCCGAACGGUCACAGGCACUGCAACUCAAGCACGAACUGUUACGACGUCGGUGCCGAACCCUACGUUUUCGUCAGUAUCAUCUUCAGCAAGAGCAUCACAGUCGUCGUCUGCCAGCUCAGCCACACAGCAGCAACAAUCCUCACAACAACAGCAGCCAACAACUAGUACACCGACAGCCUCUCAACCUCAGGCUACGCAAGAUAGCAGUACGAACUAUCAGAAAUUCACUGGGCAACUCUUUGGCAUCGGUGCGCCCGCUGUCACACUUGAUUCCAGCGGCAUCUAUCGCGUCGACGGCGUUUCUGCACCCUUUCCUGAUCUCAAAACUGCGAUUGGACGGAGCUGUAGCAUCCAGAAAAACGCGUGCGCGAAUGCAGCCAACCAGCAGAAACAGGACGUAUCUCAAUGUGAUGCUCAAGAGAGGCAAUGUAACGCAUAA